GCCGCGAGCAGCCUGGGGAGGGACGCGGGCGGAACAGAGCUCGGAGCGCUCGCUGCCGGAGGGUGAUGGCCCUGCGAGACUGCGGGCUCCGACCUUACCCGGAGUCGGCGGCGAGAGGCUCGCGGAGGCGCGGGGUUCCGGGCGAGCGCUGAGCUUCGGCUCCAACAACCCCCGAGCUUUACCAACUCCACGUCCAAGGACCCGGACGAAGGCUGGGAUCCGCUCUCGCUUUUGCUGCUCGCCGUCCUCCAGAUCAUGUCCGCGGCUCCCGGGAUUCCGCUCGGAAAAAGAAGUUUGCCCCGCGUGGACCCAAUGACCUUUCCGAGCUCCGCGCCUCACCACCUGGGCCGGGUCUGAUCGGCGCUGCCCGGGCGGACCCUUCAGAGGGAGGGAAAGCACUUAACUGUGAGUCCCGCACCUGGGGAGCUGCCCUCAGAGGCAAGGCCCAGGUCCGCAGUGCUGGCAGAACCAUUGCUAAAAGGCAGCUGAAGUGGGCAAAGGUGGGCCCACCCUGAAUGCAGGUGAGGUGUCCUGGGGAACCUGGGUCUGAAAUCAGACCUCUCUGUUGUUAUUUGGGGGGCAGAGAGAUGCGAGUGCUUGCACCCUGCUUAGGCCCCAGGCCGCCCACGUCUCGGAGCAGAUCAACGACCCUCCUCCUGGCGGUCAAAGACGCACUGUACCUCCUCGAACGAUCGCUGUGGCUCCUUGGCUGCCCCUUUCCUGUGCCUCCUCAGGGCGCCUACUCGCCCCUCCACUCCUCUCUGUUCUUCCCCGGAGGCCUCGCCGGUGCAGGAGCGGCUCCUAAUGCCAGGCUGGGAAGCCGCUCCGGCCUCCCGAGAGCUUGGCACUCAGUCUGGGAGAAGGGGUUCGGGCCUCAGGGAGGUUCUCCGCCCACCCACCCCUAUUCCACACCACCGCAACUCACCCCCUGGGAGCCUGAACCAUCUGGAAGGGAUCUUGGUGGGGGGUGGGAGGGAACGGCCCCUGGGAAGGAGGAGGGGGCAAUUCCAGGCUGAACCCGGCCCCCGAGGUGUCACUUUUCUUUCCUGUGGCCCGUCACCGCUGAUAAAUGGGACUGAGGCAGAGGAAGGAAAAAGAAAACCUCCGAGGUCAGCGCGGGGCGAGACUGGCCCCUCCGAGGGCCCGAGGGCCCUGCAGCGCAGAACGCACGGGGGCUGCGCUGCGGCACCCGCGGCGCAGUGGGGGCGCCCACAUAAAGGCUGCUGGGGUGCGGGGCACCCGCUCGCCAGAAGGCCACUUCCUGCCGCGUCUGACACCCUGGCCCCGGGGCCGAGCUCCGUGCUGACUCGCCUGGCAGGCGCUCUGCUGUUCCCUCACCACUCCUUUUGGGGACCCCGGAGUAGAGUGGGGAGGAAGACUUUGAAGGAAGGGUUUGCUCUGCGUGCUGUUGCCUCUCUGGGUUUUCACCGGAGCCCCACGCCCACCUGCCUCCGAGUCCUGGAAGAAAGGGGCGGUUCCCUCCGCCCCCCAACCACCGGGAGAAUGGGGAGCAAGGCCCUGCCGGCGCCCAUCCCACUACACCCGUCGCUGCAGCUCACCAAUUACUCCUUCCUGCAGGCCGUGAACACCUUUCCCGCCGCGGUGGACCACCUGCAGGGCCUGUACGGUCUCAGCGCCGUGCAGACCAUGCACAUGAACCACUGGACACUGGGGUACCCCAACGUGCACGAGAUCACCCGCUCCACCAUCACCGAGAUGGCGGCGGCGCAGGGCCUCGUGGACGCGCGAUUCCCUUUCCCGGCUCUGCCCUUUACCACCCACCUCUUCCACCCCAAGCAGGGAGCCAUUGCCCACGUCCUCCCAGCCCUGCACAAGGAUCGGCCCCGUUUUGACUUUGCCAACUUGGCGGUGGCCGCCACGCAAGAGGAUCCCCCUAAGAUGGGAGACCUGACCAAGCUGAGCCCGGGGCUGGGUAGCCCCAUCUCAGGGCUCAGUAAAUUGACUCCGGACAGAAAGCCUUCCCGAGGGAGGUUGCCCUCCAAAACGAAAAAAGAGUUUAUCUGCAAGUUUUGCGGCAGACACUUUACCAAAUCCUACAACUUGCUCAUCCACGAGAGGACCCACACGGAUGAGAGGCCAUACACGUGUGACAUCUGCCACAAGGCCUUCCGGAGGCAAGAUCACCUGCGGGAUCACAGGUAUAUCCAUUCCAAAGAAAAACCUUUCAAAUGUCAGGAGUGUGGGAAAGGAUUUUGUCAGUCUAGAACUCUAGCAGUUCACAAAACUUUACAUAUGCAGGAAUCUCCACACAAAUGUCCCACAUGUGGAAGAACCUUUAAUCAGAGAAGUAAUCUGAAAACUCACCUUCUCACCCAUACAGACAUCAAGCCCUACAGCUGCGAGCAGUGCGGCAAAGUGUUCAGGCGAAACUGUGAUCUGCGGCGGCACAGCCUGACUCACACCCCGCGGCAGGACUUCUAGAGAAGCCCAGGAUGUGUCCCAUGCCGCCGCUGCUCCCCUCCCCAGACACCUCUCCACGCCUCUCACCCAGGGGUUGCACCCCCCAACCCCUUACAGACCCCAGCUCUUCCCCUGCUGCAGCCCUACCUGCAGCCCCGGGGAGUUAACCCUUCUUCUCGAGGACUGAGAACUGUAGAAAGCCACACAAGUACAUCCCUUCACAAAGAGCAUAUGCUAGUUCUUGUAGAUAUUCACAGCUCAUUUUAGAGCUCUGUACAUAAUGUCGUGGGUCUUUGUUUUGUUGUUUUGUUUGUUUUUGUAUCUUGUUGGAUGCACCUAGAUAUGGAAAAUGGAAGCCAAAUUUAUCUCUAAAGAGUGUAUUUCCAAAAUAAAACUCCUUGUUUGUUUCAAUAUUUCUGCAAAAGUGUCUUGCUAUUUAACUGAUGCUUCUCCUCUGGGUUCUGGAAGAAUAGGAUACCUCCAAAAUAUUCAGUAUAGAGGGUGUUCUCUAUCCCUAAGUUUUUAAAGUAAUACUUUUCACAAUUCUUUUACUGAAGCUUCAGCUCUUCCCUCUCUGUAUUGUGGCAUUUUGGAAUUAGAUGGUUUGGAAUUGGAAUUUUUGUUUUUCGAAGAU
Molecule: messenger RNA, 3055 nt
Organism: Mustela lutreola (European mink)
Lineage: Eukaryota; Metazoa; Chordata; Mammalia; Carnivora; Mustelidae
Gene: OSR2
Product: odd-skipped related transciption factor 2
Exons: 6
Coding region: 805-2442 (545 amino acids)
Biological process (GO): regulation of transcription by RNA polymerase II; embryo development; urogenital system development
Cellular component (GO): nucleus
Molecular function (GO): DNA-binding transcription factor activity, RNA polymerase II-specific; RNA polymerase II transcription regulatory region sequence-specific DNA binding
Source: RefSeq, a predicted model, not a curated record